UUCUGUGUCCUUGAACCUGGAACAGGACUGUGACCACCAACACCACAUGUCAGUUCUUAUGAACUCAGAUUCCUGUUGGCCACUUCAGUCGCCCAGUUCCGUAUCUCUGCAGCAUUCAUCUGUCUUCUUCUCCACACUUGGCCCCCAGACACUGAGUUCAGGGAAAGCAAGUCAGAGGAGGCAGAAGGCAAGAGGAAAGCUCAUUAGAUUUGAUUCCGGCCCUGCUGUCCAGGGCCUUCCUGCCCGCGGGACUGAGAGUUAGCCACUCAUUUUCUUCUGGGAUGAGGAGUGGGUGCAGUUAAGGAAGCACCUUCAGGAUGUUAUCAGAACUCACUUUAUGGCUCUUUCACACCCCCUCCCAUCCGUUCGCUAUUUUGUCGUGCAAACUGUUAAGUCUGGAAGUGACCACUCUUGCCAAGGUUUUUGCUCUAGAAAGAGUGGCAUCCAGUAACCCCAACUCCUUGGGACCCUCACCCUCCUCAACACGGAGCCCUGAACCAGGGUCUCCUAGCGGACCCCGCAGCCCUUGAAGGCGGCGCCUGCAUCUUCCCGGCAUCGCCGGGCUGGCGGGGGACCCGGCGGAGGCGGCGCCUGCGCAGUGCGGCCGCGGGGCGGUCGUUGUCCCCGCGCCGCCAACCCGGUGGCGAGCGCCAUGGCGGAGGAGGUGAGCAUCCUGAUGAAGGCCACGGUCCUGAUGCGGCAGCCCGGGCGGGUGCAGGAGAUCGUGGGCGCCCUCCGCAGGGGCGGGGGAGACCGCUUACAGGUCAUUUCUGAUUUUGACAUGACCUUGAGCAGGUUCGCAUACAAUGGAAAGCGAUGCCCUUCUUCUCACAAUAUUCUGGAUGACAGCAAGAUCAUCAGCGAGGAGUGCCGGAAAGAGCUCAAAAUGCUCCUUCACCACUAUUACCCGAUUGAGAUUGACCCACACCGGACCAUCAAAGAGAAGUUGCCUCAUAUGGUGGAAUGGUGGACCAAGGCGCACAACCUCCUGUGUCAGCAGAAGAUUCGGAAGUCUCAGAUAGCGCAGGUGGUCAGGGAGUCCAACGCGAUGCUGAGGGAGGGGUACAAGACGUUCUUCAACACCCUCUACCAGAACAACGUCCCCCUUUUCAUCUUUUCCGCGGGCAUUGGUGACAUCCUGGAGGAAAUUAUCCAACAGAUGAAAGUGUUCCACCCUAACAUCCAUAUUGUGUCCAACUACAUGGAUUUUGAUGAAGAUGGCUUCCUCCAGGGGUUCAAGGGCCAGCUCAUACACACGUACAACAAGAACAGCUCCGUGUGCGAGAACUCCGGUUACUUCCAGCAGCUUCAGGGCAAAACCAACAUCCUCCUGCUGGGAGACUCCAUGGGAGACCUCACUAUGGCCGAUGGGGUUCCUGGGGUGGAGAACAUUCUCAAGAUUGGCUUCCUAAAUGACAAGGUGGAGGAGCGGCGGGAGCGCUACAUGGACUCCUAUGACAUCGUGCUGGAGAAGGAUGAGACGCUGGACGUGGUCAACGGUCUGCUGCAGCACAUCCUGCACCAGAGGGACUGGAUGGAGAUGCAGGGCUCCUGAGCGCACGGGGGCGGGGCUGGGCCCUGCAGGCCCUGACGAGGAGGGGGCCUCGCAGGGGCCGCUCUGCUGGGAGCACUGCUCUUCUCUGUGUGUGCAGAGGAAAGUCCAGGGCGCCCGAGCUGCUGGGCCCUCGCCCUCCCUCCUCCUUUCCCCAGCACCUUCCGUUGGUGUCCUCCAAGGCUCGAGGGCAGCCCUGCCUGGGGGGAGGGCAGCCAGAGCCGUUCCAGCUGAACUGUGGACCUGCAGGGUGUUGGCACUCAAGGGGUCAUUUGGUCCAGGAUUCUUUUUGCAAAAUUUUUAAACAUGGGAAGCUGUCCUUCAAACCGAUCUAAUGUGCAAAACAGAUCACAAUAAAGAAGGAACAAACAGCU
Messenger RNA from Equus caballus (horse), 1926 nucleotides. It is a transcript of the gene NT5C3B, whose product is annotated as 5'-nucleotidase, cytosolic IIIB. Gene Ontology annotation, cellular component: cytoplasm. NCBI's taxonomy places the organism in Eukaryota, Metazoa, Chordata, Mammalia, Perissodactyla, Equidae. The record is from RefSeq and is a predicted model, not a curated record. Gene Ontology annotation, molecular function: 5'-nucleotidase activity; magnesium ion binding.